Molecule: messenger RNA, 2158 nt
Organism: Calliphora vicina (urban bluebottle blowfly)
Lineage: Eukaryota; Metazoa; Arthropoda; Insecta; Diptera; Calliphoridae
Product: putative divalent cation/proton antiporter TMEM165
Exons: 5
Coding region: 177-1853 (558 amino acids)
Biological process (GO): Golgi calcium ion homeostasis; calcium ion transmembrane transport; Golgi calcium ion transport
Cellular component (GO): Golgi apparatus
Molecular function (GO): calcium ion transmembrane transporter activity; manganese ion transmembrane transporter activity
Source: RefSeq, a predicted model, not a curated record
UACUCAAAGUGUAGGGAACGAACGUAAUACGUUGUGACUCCCAUUAAAUAAGAAUACCGAAUAAAACAAAAAAAAAAAACUAUUGCUUAUUACUCUACUGUGAUAAUUCCCCUUUAAAGUAGAAAAAUAAAAUCGUGAAGAAAACAAGUUAAUCCUCAUCAUCACACGGCCAAAAGAUGUCACAGAAUCAAUCAUAUUUUUGGCAAACCACUAGACACAAUGUCUAUUUGAAACGAUCGGCUAAAUGGCACAUGCUGGUGGCAUUGAUGGCUGUUUUGACGUUCUCUACAAUAUGUUUGGCAGAGAUAGAACCAAAAUAUAGCGAUGAAACGGCCCAGUCAAUGGGAAUGCAAACAAAAUCCGCCGUCGACGAUGGCAUCCUGGUUAAAGAUGAACAAUUCGAUGUGGCCAAUGAUUUACCGAAAGCUGAUACCACAAAAGAGACCACAGCAAAUAACGGCUUUUUGGACGCAUUUACUGCGUCCAUCUCUGUAAUUUUAUUUACAGAGUUAGGUGAUAAGACAUUUUUCAUAGCAGCCAUAAUGGCCAUGCGCCAUCCACGCUUAGUGGUCUUUACGGGUGCCAUAACAGCCUUGGCUCUGAUGACCGUUCUCUCGGUGGUGUUUGGCAUGGCUGCUACCAUUAUUCCUAAGAUCUAUACAUAUUACAUUUCAACGGCGUUGUUUGCCAUUUUCGGUUUGAAAAUGAUCUACGAAGGUUAUUUCAUGAAGGCCACCGAUGCUCAAGAGGAACUGGAAGAAGUACAAUCGGAUUUGCGUAAACGUGAAGAUGAGCUCUUCCGCUCGAAACGUGGUGGUGAUAGUGAGACCAAACGCAAGAACAGUAACUCGGAUAAGGAGGAUGCAGAUUUAGAAUGCGGCGCUGGCGCCUCAACUGCUACUCCACCAGCACUGGCCACUGCCAAGAAUCCCGAAAUGCAGCAUCGCCAACGUAAACAACUCUCAUCUGCUCAUAACAACAAUAACAAUCAUGGCUGUGAACUGAACAAGGACAAAGAUGAGGAGGUAGUUGCUGUCUUGGGUGACUCUACCACCAAUAGCGACACGGAUGACUUCCUCACUGGUGAGGAGGCACUUAAAAUGUCAACCUUCCACAGUAGCCCGGCUCUAUCGGCGUCCGCCUUAUCGAAUCAAACGAAUCAAACAAAUUGUGAUGAUGAUACUUCUAGUAAUCAUAAGCUUAGAUAUAAUACAAGUAAUAAUAAUAAUGCCAGCAAUGGUGGCACGCCUUCGAGAAAUCGUAAUCACAACGACUCCAACGGAGGAGUCUUGGUGCAUUCAGCUUCGGCUACUGCUAACUUUAACAAGCAGCGCUCCUUGAAUAAACAAACGAAUGGCAAUGUCUUGACCACCGGCGGCAGUGUCCAUAGCAUCGAUAGUAUAACUAGCUUGGGCCUCAACUCGGCAACUAAUGCAGCUGCUGGUCAGUCCAAUGGCGAGUUGAAACAAGUUGGCGGCAGCAAAAAACGGCUGGAACGUGAUGUUACCUCCACCUUGAUCCAAGAUCCUGAAAGCGGUGUUGUACGUAAAAAUACCAAAAAGGGUGCAGCUUAUUUAACUACACGGGUUUUAAUGCAGGCCUUUACCAUGACCUUUUUAGCCGAAUGGGGUGAUCGUUCCCAAUUGACCACCAUUAUUUUGGCUGCCAGCAAGAAUGCCUAUGGCGUUACUGCUGGCGGUGUUAUUGGUCAUUCCAUUUGUACCGGUUUGGCUGUGGUUGGUGGCCGCAUGGUGGCUGCCAAAAUUUCUGUACGUACUGUUACUAUAGUGGGUGGCAUAGUGUUCCUAGGUUUUGCUCUAUAUGCCUUAAUAGUACGACCCGAUGAUAUUUAAACGUAUAACGAACUAUAUAUUGUCCGUUCUCCCUGUAUUUGACGACCAUUAAAACCCAAAGUGUUUAUUUACCUGCAGCAUUGUAAUCGUUAAAAUUAAGCUAAAACACUGAUACAAUUUAUAUAUUAUAUAUUUUUUUGUUUUUUUUUUUAUUAUUAUUUCAUAAUAGUAUUUUUUGUGUGUAAAAUAAGAAAGAAAAAAAGUAAAUCUAAAAAAAGUUAAAUUAUUUAAAUUGAAGAAAUAACAAAAAAUGUAGUCUCUAAGAAGUACAUAAACAAAUGAAUGUUUUUAUUUAACAAAAAGAA